Symbiodinium natans is the source of this 2316-nucleotide messenger RNA. Lineage: Eukaryota; Dinophyceae; Suessiales; Symbiodiniaceae. The record is from the annotation of a GenBank genome assembly.
AUGACCACCGCCGCAGCUUCCCCGAAGGCGUGCAGCACGGCAGAAGUGCCUGCAAGCACAUCCUUGGUUGAGCGCUCCGAGACGUUGUUCACUUGGUUCUGGCAAGAUGCAGACUCGAAUUGGGUUCCUUUUCGGCAGCAUGAUCAGAAGAAACUUGAAGAGGCGGAAGCUGACUCAAGUAGUGUCGUGAAUGUUGAGGGUGGGCGGUGGCAAGUUGAUCUGAAGGAGCGUGUUGUGAAUGAUCGAUAUGGCAGUGAUCCUCCGCGCAAGCAGGGCAAGGUGCGACGAUCCCUUUGGUUUCAGCAAGCGGCGACCUUGAUCCCGUACGACGAGGAGACCGCGAAAAACAUUGAAGCAGCCCACGAACGCGUGUGGCUCCGUGCCAAAGAGGCCCUCCCCAAGGAGGACUUGGAAAUUGCGGAGAGUUUGACGCUGGACUCGGGAAGACAGAUCACUCUGAAGCUGAAGUACGAGCAGAAGUCUAAAUCCUGGAAGUUGUCAGCCAAGGAGCGGACUCAGGCCGGAACCUCCUGGAUGGAGUAUGCACAAGCAUCCCUACUAGGCAAAACCUACCAAUUGCAGCGGGGCUUUGGCCCUGUCGCCCCACAACCGGGAGAGGAGGAGGAGAGAGUUUUGGGAAAUGAUGUGGGCAAUCUCAUUAUCCUGGUGCAUGGCGUGGGUGAGAAGAUGUGGAGUGAGGAAGGUUGCGGGCUGGCUUUCUCUUCCGGAGUGUUCCGCCAGAACACUCAUGUCAAGCAGUUGCAAUCUGCCGGCUUUGUGCAGAAGGGCUCCGGUUGGGAGUAUUCUGGGGAAGCACCGCCACCCACCUUGCGAAAGGACGAGGUUCUGGAGGCAUCCUGGUGGGAGACGAUACACACAGACGAGAUGGACGCGCGGCUCGCGCGGAUCAGCUUGCCAUCCAUGAAGCAGGUGCGGCAAAUCGCCAACUUUGCGGUGGUCGACGCGUUGUAUUACAUGCAACUUGGCCGGAAGGAGGCAAUCGUAGCGGCUGUCGCGCGCUCGGUCGAGGCGGCUCUGGCACGCUUCUUGAAGCACCACCCCCAGCAUUCCGGCAGUAUCGUCCUGGCGGGACAUUCUCUUGGAGGUGCAAUUCUCUUUGAGCUUUUGCGUAGCCAAUCUCCUAAGCUGAGCUUCAAGCCACAGGCCUUAUUCACAAUGGGCAGCCCUACGGGCUUGUUUCUGCAUAUCGAAGACAAGGUACCUGAGGAGUCCUGGGCUCUGCCCGGAGGUACCCGCUUUUUCAACAUCUUUCACCCGCUUGAUCCGGUGGCCUACCGCAUUGAGCCCCUGAUCAAAGAGGGCCUGGCCAAUCUGGACCCUGCCAAAGUUGCAGUGGAGGGUGGAAUCGGCGGAAUGAAGGCGCACUACGGAUUGCAGAAGAUGAUGAAUUGGGCCACGGGCGAGGAGAAGCGACAGGCCGAGUUCAACGACCUCUGCCAGUCUGUCCAGCUCAACGCUGGGGACCGCAUUGACUGGUCCUUGCAGGAAGAUCUCAGCAUCAUGACUGUUGCUGGCGUUGCAGGUGAAUUGAUGCAAGCACUCCCGAGCCAUGCGUGCUACAUGAAGUCUGCAGAUGUGGCGGCCUUCGUACAGAGCCGCACGCAUGCCCUGGCGCUGGUGCAGCGCAUUGCACCCAAGACGGAGACCGCAUCUGUAACGGAUCCCAACAGGAAACUGCUCUUCCACUACACGCACAGGGAGUCCUUUGAGAGCUUUGUCCGGAUCUUUUCAUCCGGGGACGAGAUGAUGUCUGAGGAGGAGGAUGCGGGCCCCGACAGAGAGGAGGAAAAGGCAUCUUCGGUGCAUGUUCGGAUCAUGGACCAGAUCCAGGCUGACUGGGACGACCGCAAUCCUCCUGCGCAAGGGAGCAGCAGGAGGAACAACCCCGAGCUCCUGAUCCGUGAGCCUGGGAAGUUUGCCUCUCGACAGGCCUUGAACCAGGCACUCUUCGGCAUCCCCAGGCCAGGGGGCACAACAACCUCUGGCCACAAGCUUGCAGAGGUCGGGAAUUACUGCGUGGCAGUGCUGGUUCCUGGCCAUGUGGCGGUGGUCAGUCGCACAUCCAACACACAUGGCAUCGCCAUGCAGAUUGACAGGGACGCUCUUCGGAGUGUGCACCAUCAAGCAGAGCUUCGCAAGCAAAAUUUGGCAAAGCAGGCCGAGGCUGAACAGCGAGCGGCCGAAGAGGCUCGGCGUGCAAGAAGGUCCUGCUUGGGGCGGCUGUGCGGAGGGGGCAGAGAUACGCCCCAAUACUGGGACGAGGAGGCCAAGGACGAGGAGCACGUGCAAGGUUGA